This is a messenger RNA of Folsomia candida, 1119 nucleotides long. Its product is annotated as zinc finger protein 846-like. The transcript is spliced from 5 exons. Bases 1 to 1119 code for a protein of 372 amino acids. NCBI's taxonomy places the organism in Eukaryota, Metazoa, Arthropoda, Collembola, Entomobryomorpha, Isotomidae. The record is from RefSeq and is a predicted model, not a curated record. Gene Ontology annotation, biological process: regulation of transcription by RNA polymerase II. Gene Ontology annotation, cellular component: chromosome. Gene Ontology annotation, molecular function: chromatin insulator sequence binding.
AUGGACGAACCCGUUUUUCCCGAGACCGGAAACCAGGCCGAACUGGGUCCGCCAUUUUGUAAGAUUGCAAAAACUGACCCUGCCUCCAAAGUAGCAAAGAAGACUCCCCGACGUCCAACCCCGCAGGAGAAAACUUCCCUCAAGGAAUCGCCAAAGAAAGUCCGCCAAAAGUUCGGCCGGCGUCUCAUCGACACGUCCGCCCCCAAUCGAAAGAUGUACGAAGGGUAUGAAAUCGCCGUGGAGAGUGGAAACUACACCUGCCUCGCGUGCGGUUUUGUGGCGAAAUCGCAACCACGUAAAAAUUACAACAGCAAGGACAUUAUCAAAUUGCACGUCAAAUCGCAACAUUUCAACGCCUUUCGAUGUGAACCCUGCGAAAAGAACUACACUUCCAAAUACAUUUUGCAAAAACACAUUAAAAAGAUGCAUUCCCUGGGCCGGCUGCCAACCCACGUUUGCACCCUCUGCGGAAAAAUCGUGUCCAACAUCUUCGCGCACUUAUGGGGGCACAAAUCUCCCCUCGAAAAAGAGGCCGCCAUCCAGUCCGGGGCAGGCUUCUUACCCUGCGACAAGUGCGGCAAAGAGUUUUCGGGGCAGGACCGACUCGCCGCGCACCUCACUCAAGGCAACCGCUGCAAAGGGAACAAAGACUACGCAGAAUCGGACACUUCAAACCCUUCCUACCGAAAAAUUCCGUGUCGCAUCUGUGCCAGACCGGUCACCGUUUACGGUCACGCUCAGCACGAAUGGACGCACAAGAACGAGGCCGAAAAAGAGGAAAGCAUUCGACUCGGGACGUCGCCAAAGGUUCGCUGUGAGAUUUGCAAGAUCCACGUGUUCCACAACGCGUACAAGGCCCACUUCGAAACGCAUAAGAAGCCCGAGGAGAAGACCAAAUUCCACUGCGAGUGGGACGGGUGUGGACGCAAGUUUGGGAGAAAAGUUUAUCUAAACCUGCACAUGAAAACGAUGCAUCAGACCUCUGAAUCUGAUCUUCCUUCCGGUGAAAAUUGUAGCGCCGGACUGCGCUGUCCUGAUCCGUCCUGUUCCUCGCUCCGUUUUACGUCCCAACCUAACCUGAAGUCGCACAUUGCUCGUUGGAUUUUUUUUUCAAUCUAA